AUGGAUGAGGUAGAAGCGAAGCUGAUCGCAAAUGGUCAAGCUUAUGGCUACACUGGAGAGGCAUUGCGUACUUACGUAGAGGAGCGUAUCGAGAAGCACGAGGAGAAAGUGCGUGCAGACAGAGAGCGCGACGAACGAGCAGGAAGUAGAUUGGAAAGGAAAGAUGACGAGCAGCUGCUUGCGAGGAUUGCAGAUUUGGAGUUGCAAGUCCAGCACGCACGAGAGACUCAGAGUGAUGAGAGCACUUUGUUGAAUACGACGAAUGGCAGUUUAGCGAGCAAGAGGGCUGCCAUCAAGAUGCCGAAGUUCGACGGUAAGCAGACUGUUGAGACCUAUCUCGAACUGUUCGAGGAUGUGGCAAAGCAAAACGAGUUCAGCGCCGACGAGUACCUGAUCCGCUUGCGCGUGGCUGUUGCUGGCAGCAAGUUGGAAGGUGCAUGCUAUGGCUGCAACACCUUUGCCGAAGCGAAGCGCGAGCUGCUGAUGGCGCAUGGGAAGACCGCCGACAAAGCGUGGCAAGCCCUGAUGGCCAUACAGCAGAAAAGUGAUGAGAGUUUCUACCAGUUUGUGGUACGAGUGACGCGCGAGACGGAGAAGUGGGCAAAACUCGCCAGGCCUAGCCGUACCUCUAGCCGCGGACAAAUCGGUGAGCUGGACGACACUGAAUUGUUCGGAUGUGUCGUACGUCAAGUCCUGCUAGAAGCUGUGUCGGCAGAAACUAAGGCCUUCUUGAUCGAGAAGAGAUGUUACACGAAGGACUUGAAGGCGUUUGCGGAGGAUGGUAUGGCUUACCAAACAGCCCACGGACGUAGCAAGCUGAAGCCUGCCAAGUCUAGCACCAGCGACAAACGUAUACCGUUUGCGUCGGCAGAGUGUUUGACGGUCAGCGUUGAUGAGGCUAACAAGAAAUUGUCAGCUAUGGCGUCUGAGCACCGAAACGCGUACGUCAAGGCAGAGGGACUGUGUUUCAACUGCCUGAGACCAGGACAUCGAGUGAUGAAUUGUCAGAACAAGGGUCGUUGCAAGCACUGCAACAAGCGACACCACAGUCUACUGCACAGAGAGGACAAACAGGUAACAUCCGAACCGAUAGCCGAAUCGAAAGUCGGUACGUAUGAAUGUAGUGCAAACAGCGUGCACUUGAUGACCGGCGUGGCUGAGGUACAAGGACCUAGCCGAAAGGCCAGUGUACGCAUAUUCAUCGACCCAGGUGCGCAGGCAUCGUUCAUCACCGCACCACUGGUGAACUCGCUGCAACCGGCACACCUUGGAUCGCAAACUGUCAGGCUGAAGGCGUUUGACGUGGAGCCGAAGUUUGAAAAGAUGGACAGGUACCGUGUCACCAUCAAGGGUGCAACGAAGUCCAUUUCCGUCAAUGCCUGGCAAAAGAAGUCGCUAGGUCUCCGGUUCGAUCCGUUAGCAGACAGCACAAUUGCACGUUGGCAGUCACAGGGAUUGCAGCUGUCUGAUGACUCGACAAAGGCCGGAUCAAGCGAAGUGCACAUGCUGAUUGGAGCUGACUACUGCAAUGAGUUCCUUCUCCGCAAGGAGCAAAUCAAUGGAGAGACGGCCUGGCACACUGAAAUAGGCUGGGUGCUGUCAGGACCGGCUAAUAGUGAAACCAAGUCAGCGACCGUCAGUGUGAGUUGUAUUGAACUUGACCGACUGUGGAAGAUGGAAGAGGUGCCGGAAAUAGCUGAGACGUUACCGGACUUCCCGAUAGAGCGGCAAGGCCCUCAUUACCAAGUGGGAUUGCUAUGGCGAUCUGAGAAGCGUCCGCCAGCCAACCUAAACCAAGCGAUGGCAGCGGCACACUCACUGCUGAAGCAGCUACAGAGACGAGGUCAACGUCUAGCGUAUGAUGACGUCCUCAUCACUGAGUACUUGAAGCUGGAUGCCAUUGAAAAGGAACCGCAUCCGGAGGAAGCCGGCUAUUACAUGCCGCAUCAUGCCGUAUUCCGUAGCGACGCCUCAACGACGAAGACACGGGUCGUCUUCAAUGCAUCCGCCGCCUGCACCGGAGCACCAUCCCUAAACGACAUGGUCGAUCCCGGGCCAUCACUCCUACCGGAUCUCACUGGUAUCCUCCUCAGGUUCCGUGAGUAUGAAUGUGCUGUACAAGCCGAUAUUCGCAAGGCUUUUUUUAUGAUCGGAAUGCGUGAAGAAGAUAGGCCAUAUCUGCGUUUUGUUUGGCCUGAGAUAGGUAGCGAAGAAAUGUGUAUCUGGCGUUUAAAGAAGCUGCCUUUUGGAGUGAAUUGUUCUCCUUUCAUACUUAGUGCGGUGCUGCGCUUUCAUCUCGAUAGUGCAUUCGAGUCUGCUUCUGCUGCUGAGCGUGAUAUCAUAGAGCUGCUGCUGCGUAGUUUUUAUGUUGAUGAUUGCGUUUCUAGCUUGCCAUGCUGUGCGGAUGCUGAAAAGCUGCAGGAGUAUAGCGUUAAUGUUUUGCAGGGAGCAGGCAUGGAGUUGCGGAAGUGGCGAGGGAACACGAUGACCUCAGACCCCGAGGCUGGUUCCAAGGCACUGGGUAUUGUGUGGAACACCGAGUCAGAUUGUAUUUCGGUGGCUGCGCUCGGUGAUGUUGAGUGUCCCAAGGAAGUGUCUGGUUGGUCUCGUCGUGCUUUGUUGCGUUGUGUUGCCGCUGUGUUCGAUCCGCUAGGUUGGGCGUCACCCGCAGUUGUGCCAGGCAAGAUGAUGUUGCAAGAGAGUUGGAAGCUCGGCGGUGGUUGGGAUGACCCAUUCCCUAUUGAUUUGGCUGUCCGAUGUGCUUCAUGGUGGGGAGAGCUCGCAGCGCUUUCUUCCGUUAAAAUCCCCAGAUGGAUCGGGUGUACUCCAGAUGCUCCAGUCACUUUGCAUGUAUUCUCAGAUGCAUCCGAGAAGGGCUAUGGCUGUUGUUUCUAUGUUGUGUCCGGUUUGACGUCUGCUUUGUUGUGUGCGAAGGCGAAGGUUGCACCUGUUGUACGUCCCACUCUUGCGCGUCUGGAAUUGUCGGCUGUGUGUCUUGGCGUGAAGAUGUUGUCCUUUGUCGUCAAUGAAUUGAGAGUGCCAAUUGAAAGGAUUGUGGGGUGGACAGACAGCCUAACCACAUGGCACUGGAUCUCAAAGCCGUCGUAUCACUGGAAGACGUAUGUUGCUAAUCGAGUUGCUGCAGUGCAAGAAGUUUCGCAGAAGCUGCAAGUAGAAUGGCGUCACUGUCCAGGAGUUAGCAACCCUGCAGAUCUUGUCUCGCGUGGUGUCCCAGUGUGUGACUUGCAGAAGGAGAUGUGGCUGCAUGGUCCGUCAUGGUUGAGCGAUGAGUCUCAGUGGCCACCAGUCAUCUCGUUUCAGAGCACCAAUGAGUCCGUCACCGAAGCACGCGUGUCGGCUGUGGAGGUUGACACUCCAGUUGUUUGGCCGUGGGAGAAGUUCUCCAAGUGGCAACGAGCUCGCGGUUUGGUCGCAAGUAUGCUGUCAUGGCGACACAAGGGUGUUUCGCGUGCAGAAUUGAUUCCAUCUGCUGAGUCUGUGAUGUUUCGCGCCAUCCAAGAGCAAUGCUUCCCCAAGGAGUUGUCCCAGUUGCGGAGCAAGGAGCCACUGAAGAAGGGUUCGAAGCUGUUCAAGUUGUCUCCGUUUCUGGAUGAAGCUGGUUUGCUCAGAGUUCGUGGUCGUCUGCAGGAGAGCGAUCUGUCCUACGAGGUUCAGCAUCCGAUCAUCCUGGGCAGAUGUCAUCUAAGUGAGUUGUUUCUGCGUGAUGCUCACCUUCAGCGAAUGCACCAGGGUGUAGAGAGCGUGCUUGCGUUUCUACAACAGCAGUUCUGGAUUCUCGGAGCUCGUCGUUUUCUUCGUAGCGUGUCGGAGAAGUGCAUUGUUUGCCGCAGAUUUCGCGCACAGACUGCUGCUGAGGAGAUGCCGCCGUUGCCCUCAGACAGGGUGAAGCACCACCAGCCAUUCGGUCUCACAGGUAUUGAUUAUGCAGGUCCGUUGUACGUGCGCAGUUCAUCAAAUGUUCAGAAAAUGUGGGUCGCACUCUUCGUGUGCGGUACUACUCGCGCAGUGCACCUAGAGCUCGUGGAUAGCCUGUCGACAGAGGUGUUCCUGCUAGCAUUGCGUCGUUUCAUCGCCCGUCGUGGGAAGCCGCUGCGUAUACGUUCAGAUAAUGCUACGACGUUCAAGUCCGCCGCAGACAAGGUGGCAAUCCCGUGGCUCUUCAAUCCGCCAUCUGCCCCGUGGCAUGGAGGGUUCUAUGAGCGUCUGGUGGCAUGUGUGAAAGCUCCCUUGAAGAAGGUUCUCGGUCGAGCGUCAUUGAGUCGAGACGAGCUGUUCACUGUCUUGACGGAGAUCGAGAGAGUCGUCAACUCUCGACCCCUCACUCCGGUUUCUACGGAUGUAGCUGACGAGUCGCCGCUGACUCCAGCCAUGAUGUUGGGAGACAUCUUUGCAACCGGUAUUGCCUCGUCUGACAGACCACUCGAUCCACGGCAGUUGUCCGCUCGAGUCAAGUAUGUCCACACCGUCUACGAGCACCUCAACCAGCGUUGGUCGUCUGAGUAUCUCAUUCGUCUCAGUGAGUAUCAUCGGUCGAAGUCAACUCCGAUUGUCGUGAACGACGUUGUGUUUAUUGCCGACGACAACCGGAAGCGGCAAUCAUGGCGCUUGGGUAGGGUCGCAGAGCUGUAUCCUGGAAGAGAUGGCAAGUGCAGGGUGGCCAAAGUCCAAGUUGGCCAAUCGUCCAUGCUACGGCCCAUUCAACGCUUGGUUCCGUUGGAAGUAGCGAAGGAGCAUGUUGAGCCGCCUGCUGUGGACGCUGAGCCGCAGCCGCAGACACCCGCGAGCGCUGAUCCAGUCAACGUCGUCGAUGAUGUUGAAAUACCUUCGACGACCGUUGAACCGCAAGUUACGCGUCGAUCUCGUCGUACCGUUCGACCACCACCUCGUCUUGAUUUGUGA
Messenger RNA from Sycon ciliatum, 4920 nucleotides. RefSeq lists its product as uncharacterized. The transcript has a single exon. The coding region runs from base 1 to 4920 and encodes 1639 amino acids. Gene Ontology annotation, molecular function: nucleic acid binding; zinc ion binding. NCBI's taxonomy places the organism in Eukaryota, Metazoa, Porifera, Calcarea, Leucosolenida, Sycettidae. Gene Ontology annotation, biological process: DNA integration. The record is from RefSeq and is a predicted model, not a curated record.